GGUCCUGCUGCUGGCAUUGCUUGGAAAGUGCAGUAGUCACGGCUACUUCUGCAGAGAACUUCCCUUGUGGUGUAGGAUAUUGGGCUCUGUCUCCGGGCACAGAAAGGAUCACUUAUCUUUUGAGCAGCAGGGUCUUUGAAGAAUACAGUAUAUUUCCAUGGUGGAAACUAGGAUGUUCCCUCAUUGUAUCGCUCUAAAAGUGUCUGUGUGAAGGACUUUAUGAGUGUUGCUUCGUCAGCUGCAUCCUGCCUGGGUUCUCUAGCUGCAUCUCCUCAGGGUCCUUGCCCAGUCCUCCAGAGCAGAUUUUCUCCACUCUUCAGGCAAAGAGCCUCAGUUUUCUGUGGUCUGCUUGGUCUCCAAUGACCUGGAUUCUGUUGCCUACUGGAGCAUUGGACAGAGCGUGGAGACUUUCACUUUGAGGAAGGCUUGCUGAUCCUGGACUUUGCAGGAUCUUGGCAUCAGGCAUCCAGCUGUCCAGGGAUAGGUACUGGAUUUGUGUGGAGGGAUUUAUCACCGCUGCCUUGAAAGACUGGCAAAUGCUGGGGAUCUGUGGAAGCAGGCUGAAUCCACAUAUGUCGAAGCAAGACAGAAACCAAAGACCGUCCAGCAUGGUCAGUGAAACAUCCACGGCUGGGACCGCCUCCACCCUGGAGGCCAAGCCUGGACCCAAGAUCAUAAAGUCCAGCAAUAAAGUCCACAGCUUUGGGAAGAGAGACCAGGCCAUUCGGAGGAACCCCAAUGUUCCCGUGGUGGUGAGGGGCUGGCUGCACAAGCAGGACAGUUCUGGGAUGAGGCUGUGGAAAAGGAGGUGGUUUGUGCUUGCUGAUUACUGCUUAUUUUACUAUAAAGACAGCCGAGAAGAAGCGGUCCUCGGGAGCAUCCCCUUGCCCAGCUACGUGAUCUCUCCUGUGGCCCCUGAGGAUCGCAUAAGCCGCAAAUAUUCCUUUAAGGCUGUGCACACGGGGAUGCGAGCGCUCAUCUAUAACAGCUCCACGGCGGGCUCUCAGGCCGAGCAGUCAGGCAUGAGGACCUACUACUUCAGUGCCGACACCCAGGAGGACAUGAACGCUUGGGUCAGGGCCAUGAACCAGGCUGCACAGGUGCUGUCUCGAUCGUCACUGAAGAGGGAUAUGGAGAAGGUGGAGCGGCAGGCUGUCCCCCAGGCCAACCACACAGAGUCCUGUCACGAAUGUGGCCGGGUGGGACCCGGACAUACGAGAGAUUGUCCUCAUCGUGGCCAUGAUGACAUUGUCAACUUCGAGAGGCAGGAGCAGGAGGGAGAGCAGUACCGUUCCCAGAGGGACCCACUGGAGGGCAAGCGGGACCGGAGCAAGGCCAGGUCUCCGUACUCACCAGCCGAGGAGGAUGCCUUGUUUAUGGAUUUACCCAGUGGCCCAAGAGGCCAGCAGGCACAGCCCCAACGGGCAGAGAAGAAUGGAAUGCUGCCUGCCUCAUAUGGCCCAGGAGAACAGAAUGGGACUGGCGGGUACCAGCGGGCCUUUCCUCACAGGACCAACCCUGAGAAACACAGCCAAAGGAAGAGCAAUCUGGCCCAGGUGGAGCACUGGGCAAGGGCCCAGAAAGGGGACAGCAGGAGUCUUCCCUUGGACCAGACGCUUCCUCGCCAGGGUCCUGGCCAAUCCCUGUCCUUCCCAGAAAACUACCAGACUCUUCCCAAGAGCACCCGACACCCCUCGGGGGGCUCCUCGCCACCUCCCCGAAACCUGCCAAGUGACUACAAGUAUGCACAGGACCGAGCCAGCCACCUGAAGAUGUCGAGUGAAGAGCGCCGGGCGCACCGGGAUGGCACCGUGUGGCAGCUCUACGAGUGGCAGCAGCGCCAGCAGUUCCGGCACGGCAGCCCCACGGCGCCCAUCUGCCUCGGCUCCCCAGAGUUCACCGACCAGGGCCGGAGCAGGAGCAUGCUAGAGGUGCCCCGCUCCAUCUCUGUGCCUCCAUCUCCUUCAGACAUCCCUCCCCCAGGACCCCCAAGGGUCUUCCCACCCCGGCGGCCACACACACCAGCAGAGCGAGUCACAGUGAAGCCACCGGACCAGAGGAGGAGUGUGGACAUCUCGCUGGGGGAUUCUCCAAGGAGGGCACGGGGCCACGCUGUCAAGAACUCAUCUCAUGUGGACCGACGCUCCAUGCCCUCCAUGGGUUACAUGACCCACACCGUCAGCGCUCCCAGUUUACAUGGAAAAUCGGCUGAUGAUACCUACCUCCAGCUGAAGAAAGACCUGGAGUACCUGGAUCUAAAGAUGACAGGCCGGGACCUUCUCAAGGAUCGAAGUCUGAAGCCUGUGAAGAUCGCUGAGAGCGACACUGACGUCAAACUGAGCAUCUUCUGUGAACAAGACAGGGUCCUCCAGGACUUGGAAGACAAGAUACGAGCCCUUAAAGAGAACAAAGACCAGCUAGAAUCUGUGCUAGAGGUGUUGCACAGACAGAUGGAGCAGUACCGAGACCAGCCCCAGCACUUGGAGAAGAUUGCCUACCAGCAGAAGUUGCUGCAGGAGGACCUUGUCCAUAUCCGAGCUGAGCUCUCCAGAGAGUCCACUGAGAUGGAAAAUGCUUGGAACGAAUACCUGAAGUUGGAGAAUGAUGUGGAACAGCUGAAGCAGACCCUGCAGGAGCAACACAGAAGAGCCUUUUUUUUCCAGGAGAAAUCGCAGAUACAGAAAGAUCUAUGGAGAAUUGAAGAUGUCACUGCAGGCCUGAGUGCAAAUAAAGAGAACUUCAGAAUUCUAGUGGAGUCAGUAAAAAAUCCGGAGAGAAAAACGGUGCCUUUGUUUCCUCACCCGCCUGUGCCUUCACUCUCAACUUCUGAGAGCAAGCCGCCCCCACAGCCCAGUCCUCCCACCAGCCCUGUGCGGACCCCUCUGGAGGUUCGACUCUUCCCCCAGCUGCAAACCUACGUGCCGUACCGACCUCACCCACCCCAGCUGAGGAAAGUGACAUCCCCCCUUCAGUCACCAACUAAGGCGAAGCCCAAAGUUCAGGAAGAUGAAGCACCUCCCAGGCCCCCACUCCCCGAACUCUACAGCCCAGAGGACCAGCCCCCGGCUGUGCCGCCUCUGCCAAGAGAGGCCACCAUCAUCCGGCACACAUCUGUGCGGGGCCUCAAGCGGCAGUCAGACGAGAGGAAGCGAGACCGGGAGCUGGGGCAGUGUGUGAAUGGGGAUUCCAGGGUGGAGCUGCGGUCGUAUGUCAGUGAGCCUGAGCUGGCGACCCUCAGCGGGGACAUGGCCCAGCCCUCCCUGGGACUUGUGGGCCCUGAGAGCAGGUACCAGACGCUGCCAGGCAGAGGGCUCUCAGGGUCCACGUCAAGGCUCCAGCAGUCGUCCACCAUUGCUCCCUACGUCACACUCCGGAGGGGUCUCAAUGCCGAAAGCAGCAAGGCGACCUUCCCUAGACCUAAGAGUGCCUUGGAGCGCCUGUACUCAGGGGAUCACCAGCGAGGCAAGAUGAGUGCAGAGGAGCAGCUGGAGCGCAUGAAGCGACACCAGAAGGCCCUGGUCCGAGAGCGCAAGAGGACACUGGGCCAAGGGGAGAGGACGGGCCUGCCCUCAUCUCGCUACCUCAGCCGGCCGCUCCCUGGAGAUCUUGGCUCAGUAUGUUAGGAGGGGCCAGGCAGCGGGGCAGGGACAGGGAGCCGAGUGCCCCUCAGAGUCCCCCAAACACAAGCACAUCACACCUCCCAGUGAGAGAGCUGUCCAUUGACCUACAUGGUUCAGAGAACACCCCACGGGGCUGUUUGUCCACGACCCAGGCUGGACAAAUGCCUGGUCAGAGGGUGACCUGAACCAGAGCUGGAGUGAGGAUCAAACAGGCCCAGGAGCCUGAGGAAAUACCCAGUCAGUCCUCCCAGCCGCGAUGGAGAGGGGCCUUUGCAGGCGUUCGGAAUCUCGGCUGAAUUCAGGACCUGGGAAUACAGGGUUCAGAGAGGAGAGGAGGAAGAUGGUGACAUGAUUUGGUUAGAAGCACAAGCAAACUGAUCAGCCUCCCAGACCUGCCAGCAGAUGCUGUGUGAGGGUGAUGGAGCACGGGGUCACACCCCUGCCCCAAGGGCCACUGGUCUCCCUGGGCUUGCAGUGCAGAGGCCUCAGGGUGUCUGGGAUUGCUGGGGAGGCCUGUGCUGCCCCCUGGUGGCGCUUCCUGGCGCUGCGCCCUGUCCACAGUCACCUUAGGUCCCUUUGGAAACAUUCCAUUUGACUUUUCCCUGUUGUUUGAAAUCCCAUGUUUCCCUAAACCUCUAGCCUGAUUGUUCUUUCCCUAAUUCAUUGCACAAGCUCCUUUGCUUUUAGUGUUACCGCUCAUUGCCUCUCUAAUCCUGCCUGAUUGUGUUUACAGAAGCUUCUGAUUUGCAUUGAACAUGCUCUAACUGGCCUGUGCUACUUAUUACCGGGCUUGUAAUAGCGGUUCUUGUCUCCAUAGCCUGUUGAGUGUUCCCAGAUGUGACUCACCUUUCUGCUGCCCUCUUCAUGCAGGCCUACUGACUCAUAAUUCACUUGUCCCAAAAGCCACCCCACAAGCCUGAGCCAACCUGCUGCCUGACGCCACAGUCAUUGGCAGAGGUCUGGGCAUUAUUAAUUUAUAAAAAUCCAUGCUUUACACCUGGACAGUAGACAGGGACUUAAGAGAUUGCACGUUUGAAUACAUUCUCCCAAGACUGAGGUUGUUCGGUUUUAAUUCCUAUAGUCCAAUCACACAAUUUCUUAUGGAAAACCUUUUGUGUUUCUGGUAUUUAAUAACUUGAAGGGAUAGCAAAAUAUACUGUAUAUUCAGAGGGCCUCUCUGCAGCUGCUAGCUCAGACACCAAAGGGGUAAGGCCCAGGACAUUCAUAUCUUUAAAAGCUGCAAACCUGGUAACCUUUAAACUUUUAAAACAAAUGUCAUAUGGGGUAACACUGACCUUUUAUAAUUUGAUGUCUCAAAUGUAGAGAUUAUCUAAAAAUCGUAACUUGAAUACCUUGUAAUUUUUCUCUUAAAAAAGAAGACUUGUGUAAGUCUCUGCAUCAACGCCAAUAAACAUGUUGCUUAAUAAUAA
Molecule: messenger RNA, 5050 nt
Organism: Pan troglodytes (chimpanzee)
Lineage: Eukaryota; Metazoa; Chordata; Mammalia; Primates; Hominidae
Gene: PLEKHA7
Product: pleckstrin homology domain containing A7
Exons: 20
Coding region: 537-3623 (1028 amino acids)
Biological process (GO): pore complex assembly; zonula adherens maintenance; epithelial cell-cell adhesion
Cellular component (GO): zonula adherens; pore complex
Molecular function (GO): protein binding
Source: RefSeq, a predicted model, not a curated record